AUGGAGCAACAAGGCUCCAACGAACCGCAGGACUCCAGGAGCGAGGCUCAACCGUCGGAGGUAGUUGCAGACGAUACUGCAAGCACAGGGAGCUGCCGAGAUCAAGACGCUGAGCAGACAUCCGAUGCGCCACCAACGCAAGGUGGGUCGGGUGAUGCCGGUGAAGCAGGAUCGAGCAUCUGUGCACUCCGAGCCAGGAAAACGCAGGACAAGAAGCAAUUCACGAACAUCCGACGAGGGCUGAUUGUAAAAGCCCAGCGAGUGCAGAUGCGAUGUACGGACGAUGAGAGCUACUUCGAUGCCGAAAGAGAAAUGAACGAGCUCGAAAUAGCAUAUGAGAGAGCGGAAGGGACGAUCACAGAUCUAGCUGGUUUAUACGAAGCAGAGAGUAAUGCGAGAGAGAAGGAUAAGAUGAUUAGUGAGCUAGAAGUACUCCAGAGGCAAUUUGACGAAGCGACGGACUUGGCGUUUGAAAUUGUAAGAACAACUCACGGCGUGCCAGUCGCCUCAGCUGAAACGCAGCAGUAUACCGGUAAUUCGUAUCAACAGUGCCGCGAUGAAGCCAGAGAAGUCGGUGGUUGGUGGCCAGGACAUGUUUACGGCAAUGAACUGUCCGCAGGACCACUUGGGUUUGAGUCACAACCGGGAUUGCUGGCCAGAUCGCUACAACAACGAGACGUGAACAGGUCCGCCAGGGGAGAUGCAACAAAUGCAACUGAUCAACAACUACCUUUUGACACUGAUGACCGCGCAGCAGUAACAGGGCACUCAAUUUCAACAGCUACUGGUACUACUGGUGGUACCAUCCCAGACAGGCCAGAGGUCACCAGCGCUGUCCAGUCCAACAUUGGCCAGUAUACAGAUGGUUCUGCAACAGUGACCAUGACAAGUACCACAGUAAGUGUCAAUGAUGGUGUGAGUGUUCUUGCUAGGCCUGCUAUUGCAAACACAACUACCUCAGGCAGUACAUCUAGUAGUAGUUCUAAGGUUACUGGUCCUACAUUACCCUUGGGCAGUAGCAAUGUUCUGCCAAGCAAUUCUGUAUCCUCAACCAGUACGCAUAGUGUGAAUACUGCAAUGAAUACUAAGUACAGUGUUGGUACACAGGCUAAUCCACACUCUUUCAGAAAGCAUCCAAUGUCUACAGGUACUAAUGUAUAUGGACCUACUCACCAACCACAGAUGCCCCAGUCAGGUAUCCAGUGGCAGGCACCGCCUGUGAGCACAAUGUCAAUGGCUUCUACGGGUACUAAUGUAUAUGGGCAUACUAACCAACCACAGAUGCCCCAGUCAGGUAUCCAGUGGCAGGCACCGCCUGUGAGCACAAUGUCAAUGGCUUCUACGGGAACUAAUGUAUAUGGGCAUACUCACCAACCACAGAUGUCUUCCGGGUACAUGCAACAGCCAAUGGUUUAUGCAACACCAUCCAAUAUUGGAAAUCAAAUGUAUGCAACAGGGCUACCUCAAAUGCAACAAAACCAGGCUCGUGCAGAGCCAUGGAAGCAGCUACAACGAGUUGGCAUACCAAUAUUCAGCGGUGACAAACGUACGUAUGAGUCAUUCCGAGAAGCUUUCAUGGCAUGUGUAGAUAGUGCACCCGCCACCCCUCAGUACAAGCUGUUGCAAUUGAGGCAGUAUUUGGCAGGAGACGCACUGACAGCCAUCGAGCGACUUGGCUACUCACCAUCAGCCUAUGACGCAGCUAAGAAGUUGCUAGAGCGCAAGUAUGGCGGUGAGCGACGCCGUGUGGCUCUACAUAUUGAACAGAUCGAUAGUAUGUCCGUAGUGAGAGCCAACCGACCGAAAGAGAUGGAGCACUUUGCCGAGCUGCUUGCCGUGGCCGUAGUCAACAUGAAAGAUUCAGGUCGAGCCAUGGAAUUGGGCCAUGGCACAUUCUACCUCAGUCUGUUGAGGAAGCUAGACGAACGUAACCUCGCCCAAUACCACCGGUGGCGACAUGAUAAAUCUCAGCCAGAGACAGUUGAAGUACUUCUCGAGUGGGUGAACCUGGAGGCAGAGUUCUUGGUAGUAGCGUCAGAAACCGUGAGCGGAUUCAGUGGCAACGCGGCAGCUCAGUCACAGCCAGCUCAAUCAGCCAGUGUGAAUAGACGACAGUUCACCAGCCGGACGCCACCAAUGUUCAAGAAUACGGCGCGUACAUUCGCGAAUGCUGGUAUGCCAGCGAACCGAGAUUGCCCGGCAUGUAAUGGACCGCAUCCACUGUGGAAGUGUGCGGAGUUCAAGUUCUACAGUGUCGGAAAACGGUGGCAAGUAGCAAAGCAAGCCAAUGUCUGUUUCAGAUGCUUGUCAUAUGGUCACACUGGCAAGGAAUGCUCAAAGACGUACACCUGCGGCAUUGACGGUUGCAAGGACACCCAUCAUCGGACCUUGCACGACUCCAACAGACAAGGCUCUUGUAAUGCUGUUAGUGUCAAUCAGACAUCUGCUCCAGCAGAUAGCAGCAAGCCACGUAGUAACCACACCAGCAAGUCCUCACCGAGUAGCGACAAGGCUUCUAACAAGGCAGACAACAAGGUACAUGGAACGGCAUUGUCUGUCAGGGAAGGGGAGUGCAACAAACCAAGUACCACAACUACACCAGUGUCCUUGAGAACUGUUCCAGUGAUACUACGCAAUGCCAACAGACAAGUGGUUGUGAAUGCUAUUCUCGACGACGGGAGUACGAUGUCAUAUAUAAAUGCUGAUGUAGCCGCUGAAUUAGGGUUACAGGGUCAUACUGAGAAGGUGACAAUCAGCACGCUCAAUGGACGGCAGGAAACAUUCUCCACUACUCCUGUCUCUGUGAACAUCUCCGGCCUGGACGGACGUGAGACAGCUCGAAUAGAAGCAAGAACAACGCGACGAGUUGUGGGAGACCUCCCCGCAAUUGAUUGGCGUCAACAUGGCCCAAAAUGGAAACACUUGAAGGGCAUCCAGUUUCCAGCCAUUAAUGACAAUCGAGGCGUAGAUCUCCUCAUUGGAAAUGAUCAUGCUAACCUGCACGAAUCGCUGAGGGACAUUCGUGGGCAACCAGGUGAGCCGAUUGCCCGUCUAACACCACUGGGCUGGACUUGUGUUGGACCAACGGCAACAACGUCACAUGCACAUACCGCCAUCACUCUGUACGCGGGUGACAGGCACGAAAUGGAAGCCGACACUCUCCUCCGACAGUUCUGGGAGCUCGAAAAGACCGACUCGGAUUUGGAAACCGCAUUCAGUCCAGAUGAUCAGACCAUCGUGGAUGCAACUGUCAAAUCAAUGGUGAAGAACGACCAGAGACAUCAAGUAAGUGUGCCGUGGCGUAAAGACGGCCCACAACUGCCCAACAACCAAGAGAUGGCAAUGCAGCGACUCCGUAGUACCGAACGGCGUUUAGCAAAGCAACCAGAUGUAGCAGCAUCAUACGACAAAAUCAUUCAACAGUAUGUGGAAAAAGGGUACGUUCGACUAGUCUUACCAGGCGAGCGCCCUCCACCAUCCAAAUGGCUGCUACCACACUUCCCAGUACUCAGACCGGAUAAGAGUACUACCAAGGUGCGUAUCGUGUUUGAUGCAUCUGCUCGCCUUAAUGGAGUCUCGCUGAAUGAUACGAUACAUCAGGGUCCUAAGCUGCAACAGGAUCUAGCGAAAGUACUACUUCGCUUCCGCAAGAAUCCGAUCGCAGUGGCCUGUGAUAUCAGUGAGAUGUAUCUCCAAAUUCAUCUUGCUGAAGAGGAUCGUCCGUACCACCGAUUUCUGUGGCGCAGUGACCCAGGGCGGGACAAUGAACCAGACGAGUAUGAAUUCACCAGAGUCGUGUUCGGUGUCAAUUGCUCACCAUUCCUCGCACAGCUGGUCACCCAGGAGCACGCUAAGGCAAACAGUAGCAAAUGGCCGCAAGCAGCUGAGACCGUCCUUCAGUCGGCAUACAUGGAUGACAGUCUGGAUUCAGCACCAUCAGUUGCAGAUGCAAUCAGCCUCUAUCGACAACUUUCAGAUCUGUGGAGUGACACUGGAAUGGUUGCUCGCAAGUGGAUCUCCAAUUCAAAGGAAGUACUAGAGCAGAUACCAGCAACAGACCGAGCACUGCAAGUCGACCUCAGUAAAAGUGAUUUGCCCUCAGUGAAGACGCUAGGAGUGCAAUACGAUGCAACUAGUGACGCCUUCUCGUUCAAGCUCUCACCGCUACCGGAAACAUUUCAGUACACAAAGCGGAAUGUGCUGAAACGAGUGGCGACAAUAUUCGAUCCCUUGGGUCUUCUGGCUCCUCUGACAAUCCGAGCCAAGAUGUUGCUGCAAGAUAUGUGGGCAGACGGUGUCGCUUGGGAUGAUCCAUUGGAUCCGCAGCUUUGCCAAGCUGUCCGGCAGUGGUUUGAAGAACUCCCACUGCUUGCAUCAGUCGCCAUUCCGCGGUGUCUCCAGCCACCGGAUCAGCCAGUAGCUUCAAACGUCCAAUGCCACAUCUUCGCUGACGCUUCAGAAAAGGCGUAUGGAGCAGUUGCCUACUACCGAGUGCAGGGCAGUACAGAUGAAGUAACAUCACGAUUGAUUGCAGCGAAAUCGAGAGUAGCCCCUCUGUCAACAACUAGCAUCCCGCGCCUGGAGUUACAAGCAGCAGUGAUUGCGAAACAGCUGGCUAGGCAGAUCGCCAACGCAUUGGCGCUACCGAAGUCAGCCCUGGUGUUCUGGACGGAUAGCAUGAACGUCCUGUAUUGGAUCCGUGGCCAAAGCAAGAGGUAUAAAACGUUCGUGGCCAACCGAGUCAGCGAAAUACAAGGGUUCUCGGAACCAGCGCAAUGGCAUCAUGUACCAACCGAGCAAAACCCAGCCGACAAGAUAUCACGAGGGUGUUCAGUGCAACAAGUAGAUGACAGCAUGUGGUGGAAUGGUCCAUCAUAUCUACUACAGGAUGCUACAACUUGGCCACAGCGGGUGGAGACCAAGGUCAAUGUCGAGACGAUGCGCAAGGAAGAGAAGAAAGAACAACAGCAGACCAACGCAAUUACAAGCCUGUUUCAGACAGCGGCCGACAAUGACAAGACGACAGGUCCUAGCAACCAGCAACAGCAGCAAUGGCGGCUUGACCCCGAGCGCUUCGGAUCAUGGAGCCGACUACUCCGCGCAAGGGCGUUAGUGAGACGCUUCGUGACCAAUUGUCGUACAAUCAAGUCCGACAGAAUGACAGGUCCGCUCUCAUCAGCAGAGAUCAGUGAUGCAGAGACCGAGGUUUUGAAGAUGGCCCAACAUGAUGCCUUCUCGGACGAGAUCAAGGUGCUCGGCCAGAGAAAAGUGGUGUCGGCAAGAAGCGAAUUAAGUCCCAUGAACCCAAUGAUCGACGACAACGGUGUACUGCGCUGUCAAGGAAGACUGGCAUAUGCAGAGUACCUGCCAGAGGAUACAGUGCACCCAAUCAUCUUACCGCGUCAUCAUCCCGUCACCCAGCUCAUCAUUCGGCACUAUCAUGAGUUAGCUCAGCAUGUGGGAGGCACUAACCACAUCCUCGCUAAUAUCAGUGCGCGAUUCUGGAUCAAUGCCGCCAGGGAAGCAAUUCGUGAGGUGGAACGGAAGUGUCCGAGAUGCAAGCUGCUGAAGGCCAAGCCUGCACAUCAGAUAAUGGCUCCACUUCCACGCACCAGGAUCACACCAUCCUUCCGAGCUUUCGCAAGAACCGGAGUAGAUUUUGCCGGUCCAUUUACCACGGUCCAAGGGCGUGGCAGAAAGAGGCAGAAGCGCUAUCUAUGUCUGUUUACGUGUCUCGCUACACGCGCAGUGCAUUUGGAGCUUGCCUAUGGACUCGACACAAGCUCAUUCCUCAACGCCUUCUACAGAUUCGUUGGACGCCGUGGUCUACCACAGCAUAUGUUAUCAGACAAUGGAACCAACUUUGUCGGCGCGCAGAGAGAGCUUCAGGAGUUACACGAUGCUUUGGAUCAAGACUGUAUAGUACGGACGACCGCCGAUCAGGGCAUUCAUUGGCAGUUCAAUCCACCAGCCGCUCCACACUUUGGAGGAUCGUUCGAGGUGAUGGUCCGAGCUGCCAAACGUGCUAUCUACGCCAUACUUGGAAAUGCUGAGACAACAGACGAAGAAUUGACAAGUGCAUUGGUUGGUGCAGAAAGCCUAAUCAACUCGAGGCCCCUGACCUAUCAGUCAAGCCAUCCGCUCGAUGAGACGCCACUCACACCCAAUCAUUUCCUGUUCGGCCAGAUGGGAGGUGUGUUUGCUCCAUCAACAGUCGACCACACGAGCUUCAAUCCUCAACGACGGUGGCGACGAGUACAAGAACUGGUGCGCCACUUCUGGGAGAGAUGGAUCAAGGAGUGGCUACCAAGCCUGAGCGCCAGACAGAAGUGGAAGAAGCCUCAAAGUGAAGUUCAAGUCGGUGAUGUCAUGCUACUUCUGUCACCCGAUACACCACGAGGGCACUGGCCAUUGGCACGAGUGCUGGAAACGUAUCCAGGCCGAGACGGUCACGUACGAGUAGCGAAGGUGAAGGUUGGUGAGAAGACCUUUGUGCGACCUAUUGCAAGGUUGUGCCCAUUGGAAGCCACACCAGAGUGA
Sycon ciliatum is the source of this 6540-nucleotide messenger RNA. RefSeq lists its product as uncharacterized. Gene Ontology annotation, biological process: DNA integration. The record is from RefSeq and is a predicted model, not a curated record. Gene Ontology annotation, molecular function: nucleic acid binding. Bases 1 to 6540 code for a protein of 2179 amino acids. The transcript has a single exon. Lineage: Eukaryota; Metazoa; Porifera; Calcarea; Leucosolenida; Sycettidae.